Messenger RNA from Archocentrus centrarchus (flier cichlid), 2682 nucleotides. RefSeq names its product synaptotagmin Va (gene syt5a). Lineage: Eukaryota; Metazoa; Chordata; Actinopteri; Cichliformes; Cichlidae. The coding region runs from base 143 to 1372 and encodes 409 amino acids. Gene Ontology annotation, biological process: calcium ion-regulated exocytosis of neurotransmitter; synaptic vesicle endocytosis. The transcript is spliced from 10 exons. The record is from RefSeq and is a predicted model, not a curated record. Gene Ontology annotation, molecular function: calcium ion binding; clathrin binding; SNARE binding. Gene Ontology annotation, cellular component: exocytic vesicle; axon; synaptic vesicle membrane.
AGGGGCAGAGAGAGAGAGAGAGCGGCGCACAACGACUCUCUUUAAUCAGUGGUGGAGGAUUUGUGGAGGAGAACAUUUGGAUGUAAAAACUAAUAAUAAAAGGCAAAGACACAAGAAGGACGGAGGUUAAAUCAUAGCAGCAAUGCCACUGGUCAACAUGGCGGAGGUGCGGCUCCGCAGGGCAGCAGAGGAGGAAGAAAAGGAGCGUCCACCGCCUCCGCCGCCCGUCUCCCACCACCAGUUUAACAGCAUGAAGAACAAGUUCUUUAAUGAGCUUACACAUCUGCCAAAUCAUAAACUCAAGUUGCCCAUGUGGGCCGUGGGUGCCAUUGUGGUUGUGGUCCUUGCCCUUGUCGCCUGCCUGGGAUUCUGCAUCUACAAGAAAUGCUUCAACAAGGGCAAAAAGGCCAAGAAGGUCCGUGAGAGGAAGGGAGGACGAGGGCGCAGGAAGAAGGACAAGGAGGGAGAGGAAGGAGAGGAGAAGAAGGAAGGAGAGGAAGGGAAGGAGGAGGAGGAGAAAGAGUUAUUUGGGAAACUGGAGUACACACUGGAUUAUAAUUUCACUGAUAAUCAGCUGAUAGUGGGAAUCCUCCAGGCUCAGGAUCUGCCAGCAAUGGACAUGGGUGGGACCUCAGACCCUUAUGUCAAAGUUUAUAUGCUGCCAGACAAGAAGAAGAAAUUUGAGACCAAAGUCCAGCGCAAGAACCUCUGCCCUGUGUUUAAUGAGACCUUCACCUUUAAGAUACCGUAUAAUGAACUGGGCGGUCAGACUUUGGUGCUGCAGGUUUUUGACUUUGACCGUUUUGGUAAACAUGAUGUCAUCGGUGAAAUCAAGAUCCCCAUGAACUCUAUAGACCUCGGACAGCCGAUACACGAAUGGCGGGAUCUGGUUGGAGGAGAAAAAGAGGAGCAAGAGAAGCUGGGUGAUAUCUGUAUUUCCCUUCGUUAUGUCCCCACUGCGGGAAAGCUAACAGUUAACAUCAUGGAAGCCAAGAAUCUAAAGAAGAUGGAUGUUGGAGGACUGUCAGAUCCCUUUGUUAAGGUGGUGCUGCAACACAACGGCAAACGACUCAAGAAGAAGAAGACGUCAGUCAAACAAAACACUCUGAACCCUUAUUUCAACGAGAGCUUUAGCUUCGAGAUCCCAUUCUCCCAGAUCCAGAAAGUCCAGGUGCUGAUCACUGUGUACGACUACGACAAGCUGGGCAGCAACGAUCCCAUCGGCAAGUGCUGGAUUGGCUACGGCGCCUCAGGCGUCGGGCUGCGUCACUGGUCAGACAUGCUGGCCAAUCCCAGACGUCCUGUGGCCCAGUGGCACACGCUGCUGCCCGAGGAGGAGGUGGAUGCUGCUCUGAAGGCCCCCAUCCGCUAAUGCCACUCACAUAGUAACACACAGCAUCAUCAGUAUACAGUGGGCUUUUCUUUCAGUAUUAAACCAAACAACUGUAGAGUUUUAUAACACGAUGCUUGACUUCAUACAUUUUUAAACAUCUUUCAGUUUUACACCGUAAUUCCUUUUGUAAAAUGUCACUUUGGGAUCUCUUUGUAUGACUGUUACGCUGAGUGCGUCCCACAGAAAUACUUACAAAUGUGCAACUGCAACACAGCUCAUCACAGAGGAAAGGAACACUUCCUCUGAAUGACGUACCAGUUGAGUGGUUCACAAAGUAUAAAUAAAAGCAUUACAACAGCAGUUUAGCAUUGUUCUUCCACAGAGCUGGGAGACUAACAGGAUGGCAUCAUCUAAGGUAUUUUUUCAGAUGUUAGGUGCUCCUCCAAAGCCACAUAGAAAUUUCUCCCGAUGAAAAUGUUAUUGAGUUUCAGGGCGAAAGUCUUCCACUCUUUAUUAUUUAUUGACUUGACCACCAUUUAAUGGCUGAGCUAUUCACCCACUCAUGUAGUCAAAAUCCCGAUUGUCUGUUUUAGCAUCGGUAUAACUGUGCAUCAGUUAACUUUGCAACGGUAGUAAGAUUAGAAGAAAUGGCAAAAAGCGAUCACUCCAUUUCUCCAAAAUUGUGCGUUUCACAGAAACUCAGUUUCUCCUGCUCCUCCCUUGGUGGCUUGAUUCCUGCGACCAGCAACAAACGUGUAUUGUAUCAUGUUCCCAUGGCCACCAGCAGGAUUAAGUGCAAGCGUGCUAAUCUGUUAGCAGCUAUCCUGCCAUUAGUUGUACAAACUAUUACAGUAGUCUUCAGCUGAUGAUGGAGGUUAGAGAGCUGAACAUUGCAUCAUUUGAGAGAAACAUGAAACGUUUUGCUGUGAAUAUUAAAUAACUCAUCUUUAAGAAUGUGGGUUCCUAAUGUGGCUUUGUUAAUGUACAGUACAAGUAGACCAGCUAGUGACCAGAAAUGACCAGAGUGAUAUUAAGAUUCUGGCUCUGAGCUGAAAUGUGACUCUUCUUUCCUCGUUUCUCUCCUUUAUGCUGUCCUCUCAUUCACGCUCACGCCUCUCAUUUUCCACACAACCGAAAACUUGCCAGUGAAAUGAUGAAAUCUGUUACAUUUAGUUUCAUGUUUUUACUUGUUUUUGAUUGUUCUCCUUAUGUGUUUGGAUGAAGUGUGUAUACUGAUGCAUAUGUCUGUCAUAUGUGUUCAAAAAAAGAAAGCCAUUUGUGGUUUUACUUUCAAUAUAUAUAAUGUGAUUGUAAAUAAAUAGCUGAAUAAAUGUUUCCAAUCAAUGACA